AUGUCUGACGACGAAGAAAUCUCCGUCUACGACGAGAUCGAAAUCGAAGACAUGACCUUCGAUGCCGAUCGCCAAAUCUACCAUUAUCCCUGCCCAUGCGGUGAUCGCUUCGAGAUUUCCCUCUACGACCUCCGCGACGAGUCUGACAUUGCCGUCUGUCCGAGCUGUAGCCUCAUGAUUCGCGUCAUAUACGCUCUUGAGGAUUUACCGCCGGAGCCAUCCACCGUCGACUCAACCACCGCCACCGCCGUCGCUGCUUGA
Molecule: messenger RNA, 261 nt
Organism: Scedosporium apiospermum
Lineage: Eukaryota; Fungi; Ascomycota; Sordariomycetes; Microascales; Microascaceae
Exons: 2
Coding region: 1-261 (86 amino acids)
Biological process (GO): protein histidyl modification to diphthamide
Molecular function (GO): metal ion binding
Source: RefSeq, a predicted model, not a curated record